Drosophila willistoni is the source of this 4223-nucleotide messenger RNA. Its product is annotated as irregular chiasm C-roughest protein. NCBI's taxonomy places the organism in Eukaryota, Metazoa, Arthropoda, Insecta, Diptera, Drosophilidae. Gene Ontology annotation, biological process: cell-cell adhesion. The transcript has 15 exons. The record is from RefSeq and is a predicted model, not a curated record. Gene Ontology annotation, molecular function: cell adhesion molecule binding. Gene Ontology annotation, cellular component: cell-cell junction.
CAUCAUUGAUUUAUUUAUUCGUUGUCAUGACAGUAAUUCUUCAUGCAUUUUCCCAUAUAUAUUUUUUGUUAAUGUUGUUUAUACACAUCCAUAAGAUCGGCAAGUGCGGCAAUAGUCCGAUAUAUUUGAUGUGAUUAAAAAAAAAAAAAAAGGAAAGAUCGUAACACUAAAAUUUUUGAAUAAUAAAAUACAUAAAAUUUUGCCUGCUGCAACGGCUAAAACAACGUAAAGUGCAGUAGAAAGUGAGUUUAUACCAAAAAAACAAAAAAGCGGGCAAAAACAAGAAAUACUAAAAUAGUGACAAGAAUCGUGCCGUGCAAUAAAAGUCAAGUGUGCGCCACUUAACGUCCACUUAGCGAGCCGGAGAGACACAUAGACAGACAGACAGACGGAGAGACAGAGUCGAGUCGAGUCUAGUCGAGUCGUUGACAAAGUAACGCAUUGUACGAUAAGAACGAAUAGAAGGAGGAGCAACACCAGCAGCAGCAGCCAAACGACUACCGAUAAACGAGAAAAUGAGCAGCUACAGCAACAACAAGAACAACAACAGAAGCAGCAGCGGCAGGAGCAGAAGCUGGUGGAACAGUGGGAGCAACAGCCGUAGGAGGAGCAUCAACACGGCAAAGAUAGCACAACUAUUGCUCUUUAUCAGCAUCGCAUUGGCAUCAUGCUUACCGGGAAUUGAAGGCUAUCAAAGAUUUUCGGAACAACCCAAAUACACGGAAGUCAAUCCUGGACAGGAUACGUUGCUCUCAUGCAAAGUAAUCGAUAAACGUGGCACAUGCUCUUGGCAAAAGGAUAACAAGCCCGUUGGCAUUUAUACAAAGAAAUACGAAUGGGCCUCACGUCUGCCAACGAAUGACAAUGGCAAUGUCUUACAUCUGGAUCUUCAUCCGCCGCCCAUGCAAAUCGGUGGCGAUUGCUCCCUGUGGAUACGCUCGGCCACACUGGACUUUGAUGACGGAGCGUGGGAGUGCCAAGUAACAGCUAGUGAUUUUACCACACAGGAUGCGUUGACCAGUCAACCAGUUCGUCUGGUUGUGCGUGUGGCGCCACAACGACCACGUCUCGAAUAUGAAGGCGUACACGUGCCGCCAGGACACAAUAUUACAGUGGAUGCUGGUUCCAUGGCGACAGUCAAAUGUGUCUCGCAUUAUGGUAAUCCACCGGCCACACUUAAAUGGUAUUUGGGCGACCAAGAAAUCCCAGCCAUACACCCGCAAACGAAUAUCACCGAACCGGAUAAUCCACGCACCUGGUCGGCCACCUCAGAGGUGCAAGUGUCCGCGAUGCGCGAACGUCAUGGCGAUAUGCUACGCUGUUUGGCCUUCCAUGAGUCCUACUCGGCAAAGUCUGUGCCCGUCGAGGCCCGUAUCGAUGUGAGAUACGCGCCAACCAUUCGUCUAAUUGGCUCACCGGAAAUCGACUUGGAAGAGGAUAAGGAUGCGCUUGUACUACGCUGCGUGGCUGAUGCCAAUCCACCGGCCAGCAUCGUUUGGCGUAGGGCCGGACGUUCCGAGAUAGCCAGCUUGCAGGAAACGUUGCAAUUGCGUCCCGUUGGACGCCGCGACACCGGCUUGUAUACCUGUCAGGCGCAAAACUCGGUGGGCACCUCAGAGCAGCUGUCGGUGCAGUUGGACGUGAAAUAUUCACCGAAAAUUGUUUCAGCUGGCCCGGAUCGUCUCACUACAGCUCCACUUUUCACUCCAGCUGCCUUCGAAUGCGUGGCUGAUGGCAAUCCUCUACCAUCUUAUAAAUGGGUACAAAGAAUCUCUCAUGGAUCCAAGUAUGUGGAGCGAGGCAAUGAGCCAAGAUUGGUUAUUGAUAAUGUCACCUAUGAAUACCAAGGCGAUUAUGAAUGCCGAGCCACCAGUUAUAUCAAUGGCCAGGAACGUGUAGCCGUUUCUGAUCCAGUAUCGCUGCAAGUAGUUGGUGCCCCACAAGUGCUGCGUCUGCAUCCCUCGAUGCACACGGUCGCUGUGAAACGGGGCGAGUCAGCUAGCCUAACGAUGGUCGUUUGCGCCGAUCCGCGACCACAGCGUGUCGCCUGGGAAUGGGGUUCUCUACGCCUGGAGGCUGGCUCGGGUAUAGAGCGCUUCCGUGCCGAUGACAUGAUACAGGAUUCGCGAGAAGAUUGCUACCUAUCCACCCUGCAUAUCCAUGAGACAGAUGAGCAUGAUUCGCGUCCCUAUUACCUUGUUGUGGAGAAUGAACGGGGUACCGAUCGACAUGCCAUUCAUUUGAUUGUGGAGGGUACGUUUGCAGAACCUUAUGAAAUGAGCUAUCUACUUGGAGUCGCUGGCGGCUGCAUGGCAGCCAUCUUAUUGCUCGUUUGUCUCUGCAUUUAUGCCAUUAAGAGCAAAAAGUGUUGCUUCAAGAGUUCCACGGGUUAUAAAUCAUCGGAUAAAGACAGCGAGAAAGCCGAUUUGAAAUCACGCUCCGAUAGCACGAGUGGCCCUCAAGGUGAUUCGAUUUAUACAACGCCCGCCGGCUUCCAUCAUCACCAGCAGCAGCAACAACAACAACAACAGCAGCAGCAGCAACAGCAAGCGCAGGCAGCGGCAGCAGCAGCAGCAGCAGCAGCAUCGGCAUCGGCACUACAUGCUGCCUCACAGCAUCCGCAACAGCAGUAUCCGGGCCAUGGAUCGCCGGAGGCAAUGAAGAGCGUGCCAGUUCUGCGCACAUUUGGCGGUCAUCACAUAGCGUAGCGGGAUCGGGAAAGGGACUUUGCUGUGGCCAGCACCACGGUAACAGUACCACAACCACCAUUACCAUCAGUACCAUCACAACAACAACAACAACUACAGCCAACAACAACAACAGCCACCACUUGUUCUUCAACAACCACACCAACAGGCACUCCACCAUUGCCACCGCUGCCCAAUUCAUUUAUAGCCAUCAAAACGAAAUCAGACGGCAGCACGGGCAACAACAACAUCAACAGCAUCAGCAACAACAGCAACAGCCUCAGUUUGCACAGCGGCAACAACAGUUUUAAGUCCAAUGGCAACAACAGCAACACAAAUCGUAAAUCCCCACAACAACAACCACCGCCAUUACCAAUGAAAAAUGGUACCAAACAUCACACAAACGAAUCGCAUUACCAACACCUUAGCUACAAUACAACACAAUUGCAACACUUCAAUUCACUCGAUCAUCACCAACAGCAACAGCAACAACAUUCCACACGCAAUACACUCGAUCGCAAACAUACGGCCAAUGGCAGCGGCGGCGACUAUUGCACUCAAAUCAAUCCACAUUAUUUGCAAACAUUCGAUAGCCUCGAUCAUUAUAGUGUGGCGAAUCAGCAGCAGCAGCCUCAUCGCAGUCACUCUAAGUCACAAAUCUAUAGCUAUGGCAGCAGUGGCACUGCCAGCGAUAAUUCCAAUCAGCAGACACAUCCCCAAUACCAUAGCAGCAGUAAUAUAGCCCAUAUUGAGCAUCACUAUCAUUCGCAGCCAAAUAGCAGCAACAGUUGCAACAGUGAUCGUUACAGUCAUCCCCAUGUGCAGCAGCAGCAGCAGCAGUUGCAACAGCAGCCAAUACACCAGCAACAUCAUAGUCUGAAGCAUACCAAACACAGCAAGGGUCACAAAAAUAAGCAUAGCUCAAAGAAUAGUAAAUCCCAAGAUGAUUUUAAGGCCAUGCACAAGCAGCAGCAACAGAAAUCCACUUCUGCCCACAAGCAACAAAUGCAAAAACGCAAUGGCAGUAGCAACAAUCAAAUGUUGCCGCCGCCACAUCAGCAUUAUAGCAGCUCCAGCGAUAGUCUGCCAUUUGAUAAUAACUAUUAUUAGAUUGGCGCCCACUCAAAUACACAUACUAAUUCAUACACACACACUCUCUAUCUCUUCUAUAUUGUUGCUGACUAUUUCUUGGUGUAUGUUAUAAUGUAAUGGCAUCUUCUAACCCAAUAAUCAAACGUAUGCUUACACUUAACCAACCAACCAACCAACUCAAUCUCACAGAUGCACUGACACUUGAACACAAAUUGGUAUGCUGAAAAUGUUUAUUUACAUAACUUUAAAUAUUUUAGUUUGGGAUAUUGCUCUUUAAAGGUUAAAAUAAUCUCAACAAGUCAGUGGAAAUGUCCUAAAAAUGUGUUUCCCUAGAGAGAACUAUAAAUUUAGAGGAUAAGAAAUGGAAGACAAGAAAAGAAUUAAAGCCCCAUUUUAAAAGAUAAAUAACAGAAAGUUAGAGGUCAAUGAUUAAAAACUUGUUAG